Messenger RNA from Eimeria acervulina, 1788 nucleotides. RefSeq lists its product as hypothetical. NCBI's taxonomy places the organism in Eukaryota, Apicomplexa, Conoidasida, Eucoccidiorida, Eimeriidae. Gene Ontology annotation, cellular component: Cul4A-RING E3 ubiquitin ligase complex. Gene Ontology annotation, molecular function: protein binding. Bases 1 to 1788 code for a protein of 595 amino acids. Gene Ontology annotation, biological process: protein ubiquitination. The transcript has 4 exons. The record is from RefSeq and is a predicted model, not a curated record.
AUGAAGGAGGAGACAGACCCAAGCAUUUGCAGAGAGACAGCCAUUGUCUCUUCCUGCUCUACGGGCCUCGCAGCAACACGCAUGCAUGAAGCUUGUACAUGCAGCAGCAGCAGCAGCAGCAGCAGCUUGUGCUGCUGCACCAGCAGCAGCAGUGCAGUAACACCAGCAUCAGCAACAGCAGCAGCAGCAGCAGCAGCAGCAGCAGCUGCUGCUGCUGCUGCUGCUGGCAAGAACAAGGGAACGCUGUCCCUUGAGAGGCUGCUUUACGCAGCAGGUGUCUCCUCUUUGUGUCUCUUGGUGCUGUCUCUUUGUUUGUUUGCUUCGGGGCCUCAUGGCUUCUUGGGCAGUGGUCGCGCUGGAGGGGCAACAGCAGCAGCAGCAGCAGCAGCAGCAACAACAGCAGCGGCGCCAGCAGCACCCACCGCAGCAGCAGCAACGGCAACAUCAGCCGCAGCAGAACAGUCUUUGUUGUUCGUGCGGCGCCUCUCGGCAGAGGGGAGCGCUGCUGCAGCAGCAGCAGCAGCAGCAGCAGGAGACAGUGCCUUCAGCAGCAAACAGAUAUCUGAUAUGCGGGGAUGGAGAGACAUACUGGGCAUUGUUAUAAUUGCUGUCUCCUGCAUCGUGGCUGUCUCUGCAGGCACUGGAGGGGGUUCAAUAUACGUGCCUAUACUGUCUCUAGUGAUGGGCUUUGAGGCACACGCUGCAACUUCAAUCAGCCAGGCGUUGAUGUGCGGCGGAGUUUUAGCAGGGACUCUGCUCUGUCUCUGCAGGAGACACCCUUAUGUUGAUAGGCCUCUUAUAGAUCUUGAUCUCCUAGUGGGUGUCUCCUUCGGGAUGGUGUUGAAUAACUGUCUCCCUGCUUGGCUGUUAGUAAUAUGUUUAGUUGCGGUGUUGAGCGUAGCAGUAGCACAGACAGCGAAGCAGUAUUUGAGAUUGCUAAGAGCAAGGGGACAGGCUCUGCAGCAGGCUGUCUCCUCAGCUGUUAUGCAGCACCCAGACACAGACUGUCUCCAGAACAGGGUCCCUACUGUCUCCUCUACUCAUCUACUUGCUAAUUGCGGAGAAGCAGACGCAGCAGCAGCAGCACCACCAACAAUAACAACACAAGCUACAGCAGAAGCCUCAGCAGCAGUAGCAGCAGCUGCAGCAACAGCACCACCACCAACAGCAGCAGCAGCAGCAGCACCAACAGCAACAGCAACAGAAGAGGCAGCAGCAACAGAAGAAGCAGCAGCAGAAACAGCAGCACCAGCAGCAGCAGCAGCAACAUGGGAGCUGAGAGUUGGGCUUCCACCCAGAAGAGACAGCAGCAGCGCACAAGCUGCUGCAGCUGCUGUAGACGAUCCUCGGAGCAGCCCGUGCAGCCAGGCGCUGCAGCAAGGAGACACCGUUUCGAUAGGGACAGGGUCUCCUGCUGCUAAAGUAAUGCUGGGGGUUCAGAGUGCAGACAGAGGCAGAAGGGCGCGAAGAGAGUAUACUGAGGAGACAGAAGGAGAGACAGCAGGCAGCACCAACAGCCCCCCUACAACUGCAACGGGAGACCCUUCAGCUGCUGCUGUUGCUGCUGCUGCUGCUGGUGCUUCUGCUGCGGGAGACCUGCCUGCUGCUGCAGCAGACAUUCUCCUUACUCCUCCAUCCAUAAAGAGAACACGCAGGAGACACCUCAGCCUCAAGAGGGCCCGCAGGCGUCUCCGUGAUAUUCAGCGACGGCAUGACAUCUUAGUCUGUCUCUCUGUCUCCUUUUGUCUUUGUGUUUCUUUAUCUAUCUGUCUCUUCGCAACUGUAUAG